This is a messenger RNA of Annulohypoxylon truncatum, 1313 nucleotides long. Its product is annotated as ATP phosphoribosyltransferase. Gene Ontology annotation, biological process: L-histidine biosynthetic process. Gene Ontology annotation, molecular function: magnesium ion binding; ATP phosphoribosyltransferase activity. Gene Ontology annotation, cellular component: cytoplasm. The record is from RefSeq and is a predicted model, not a curated record. NCBI's taxonomy places the organism in Eukaryota, Fungi, Ascomycota, Sordariomycetes, Xylariales, Hypoxylaceae. The transcript has 4 exons. The coding region runs from base 153 to 1172 and encodes 339 amino acids.
UAGCAAUAAUAUAGGUCAAACGAUUCUAUAUCUAUUCAAUUGGCCUAUCAAAAGUUGAAAAAUCUGCGCCCAUCUGCAACAAUCUGCAACAUCAAGCUGCUGCAUUUUGGAGUCACUAAUUGCGUUGUCGAGGGCAUUGUCGAGGCCCAACCAUGGAUUUAGUCAACCACUUAGAAGGCCGGUUAUUGUUUGCCGUUCCCAAGAAGGGCCGACUUAACCAGGCUACUCUUAAUCUACUAGAGGGCGCGGAUAUACAAUUUAGGCGAGAGAACAGACUUGACAUAGCAUUGGUAAAGAAUCUCCCGAUCGCUCUCAUCUUCCUCCCCGCCGCCGAUAUACCUACAUUUGUGGGAGAAGGUCAAGUCGACCUGGGAAUUACAGGAUGGGAUCAAGUGCAGGAGCACGAUGCUGGAAUUAGGGCUCUCCACCGUGCACGGCGCUUUUCCGGAGAGAUCACCCCCGAAGAAGAAACUGAGCGGAACUCUCGAGGCUCCGGAUGCGAAACCGUUAUGGACCUAGGAUUCGGAGGCUGCAAGCUACAGGUUCAGGUUCCCGAGAAAGGCAGUUAUGUCUCGCCCAAGGACCUUAUUGGAAAGAACAUUGGCACAAGUUUCGUAAAUUUGGCUCACAGGUACUUUGCCAACCUAGAAUUAGAAGAGGAUGCGGCAAAGGAUGCGACAAAUGAUGCUCCUCGUGCCGGUUUCUCCAGCAAGUUACGAACCAAGAUCAUUGAGCUAAGUGGCAGUGUUGAAGCUGCUUGCGCUCUCGGAGUAGCAGACGGGAUCGUCGAUCUAGUUGAAUCUGGAGAAACAAUGAAGGCUGCGGGGCUCAAACCAAUUGAUACCGUUAUCGAGACGACGGCAAUAUUGAUCAAGUCGCGGAAGCCCUCCAAUCCGGAGCUUGUCGAACUGAUCGCUGCCCGAAUCCGCGGCGUCAUCACUGCCCAACGAUACGUGCUGUGCCAAUAUAAUGUUGAGAGGUCUGGCCUUGUGGCUGCCACGAAGAUCGCGCCCGGGAAGCGAGCGCCAACAGUAACGUCGUUGGAAGAAGACGGAUGGGUCGCUGUCAGCGUAAUGGUCGAGAAGAAGAAAAUCGCGCCGAUAAUGGACGAGUUAUCCAAGGUUGGAGCAACGGACAUCCUAGUAUUAGAUAUCGCGAACACUAGAAGUUAGAACGUGCAAAUUCGCACACGAUAUAGGGGGUAGACAAAUACCAUUCCUGGAAAAGGUUCGGAUAGGAAAAUGGAACGCGCAAAUACUUUCUUAUAGAAGAAAUUUAGACCAAUGUCAUGGCGCCAAAAUGUGUUCAUGUUU